Molecule: messenger RNA, 2310 nt
Organism: Castor canadensis (American beaver)
Lineage: Eukaryota; Metazoa; Chordata; Mammalia; Rodentia; Castoridae
Source: RefSeq, a predicted model, not a curated record
CUCGAGUACUCUGUGAGGGAGAGCUGCGAAGAUGAAAGUGAAGAUGCUGAGCCGGAACCCGGACAAUUAUGUCCGCGAAACCAAGUUUGACUUACAGAGAGGUGAGGCGGGAAAGGAACGUCUUCCGCGACUCCUUGGGUCAGGUCUCAGCUUUUACCGAGCGAAGGUGGGGGGAGGCCAGCGUUCCAGUCGCGUUCUUUACCAGUUCCAACAUAGGGUUGUUGUGUAACUGAGUAACAAAUGGGGUCUUUUCAGGUUCCUUUUAAAAGAAUUACCUCUAGUGGUAAGUGGGAGAGGGAGCCAUGCUCCCCCCUCUCCCUUUUCCAUCUGCUGUUCUGUCGUCAGCUUCCAAAUGGUGAAAAGUGGGGUUUGAAUGAGCCAAACGGGUGGGUUGCGGGUUUAAGGCUUCUUUAAACUUUCCUGUUGGCUUGCUCGCUUUGCUACUUAAAAGACCUAUUUCUGAAUGUAAGAAGAAAGAAAGAUGAAAUUUAAAGCCAUUAGUUUUCUCUUAACAUCUCUUCUGGAAAUUUGAGGGGAGAAUGGGUAAAAUGAAAUUAAUGAGUUUUAUUUAUCUUUACGGUCUCAUGUCGACCGCUUAUGAGUUAUAGUUUGUGAUAUUUAAAUGACAAGGUACCAAUCGUGUGUGAACCGACCGUUCUAAGUGAAGAGAACAACAGGUGCAAAGCCUUAAGACAGGAAUGAUCCUGAAGCAUAGAAAAGAAGGGUCCUGUCAUCGAAGUGUUAAUGAGGGUUCCAAGAAAUUAUGAUCCUACCUUACAUCCUUUUGAGGUUCCACGAGAGUAUGUAAGAGCUUUAAAUGCUACCAAACUGGAACGUGUAUUUGCAAAACCAUUUCUUGCUUCCUUGGAUGGUCACCGAGAUGGAGUCAAUUGCCUGGCAAAGUAUCCAAAGAGCCUAGCUACUGUCCUUUCUGGGGCAUGUGAUGGAGAGGUUAGAAUUUGGAACCUGACUAAACGAAAAUGUAUCCGUACAAUACAAGCACAUGAAGGUUUUGUACGAGGAAUAUGUACUCGCUUUUGUGGGACUUCUUUUUUUACUGUUGGUGAUGACAAAACUGUGAAGCAGUGGAAAAUGGAUGGACCAGGCUAUGGAGAAGAAGAAGAGCCCUUGCAUACAAUAUUAGGAAAGACAGUGUAUACUGGAAUUGAUCAUCACUGGAAAGAUCCUGCUUUCGCCACAUGUGGUCAGCAAGUAGAUAUUUGGGAUGAACAAAGAACCAGUCCUAUAUGUUCAAUGACUUGGGGAUUUGACAGUAUAAAUAGUGUUAAAUUUAACCCAAUUGAGACAUUUCUUUUGGGAAGUUGUGCUUCUGACAGGAAUAUAGUAUUGUAUGAUAUGAGGCAAGCCACUCCUCUGAAAAAGGUUAUCUUAGAUAUGAGAACAAAUACAAUCUGUUGGAAUCCUAUGGAAGCUUUUAUUUUUACUGCAGCAAAUGAAGAUUACAACUUAUACACUUUUGAUAUGCGUUCACUAGACACUCCUGUUAUGGUCCAUAUGGAUCAUGUAUCUGCAGUGCUGGAUGUGGACUACUCUCCCACUGGGAAAGAGUUUGUGUCUGCUAGUUUUGAUAAAUCUAUUCGAAUCUUUCCUGUGGACAGAAGUCGAAGCAGGGAAGUCUAUCACACAAAGCGAAUGCAACAUGUUAUCUGUGUAAAAUGGACUUCUGACAGUAAAUACAUUAUGUGUGGAUCUGAUGAAAUGAACAUUCGUCUGUGGAAAGCUAAUGCUUCUGAAAAAUUGGGUGUGCUCACAUCACGAGAAAAAGCAGCCAAGGAUUAUAACCAGAAGUUAAAGGAGAAAUUUCAGUAUCAUCCUCUUGUAAAACGUAUUGCUCGUCAUCGACAUUUACCAAAGUCUAUCUAUAGCCAGAUUCAGGAGCAGCGCAUCAUGAAGGAAGCUCGUCGGCGAAAGGAAAUAAAUCGUCGUAAACACAGCAAGCCUGGAUCUGUGCCAAUUGUGUCAGAGAGGAAGAAGCAUGUAGUGGCAGUUGUGAAAUAGUAUUUGGUGGUCCUACCAGUUCCAAUGUAUAAUUAUUUGUUAUUUUUGAUUUGGGAAAUAUAUAAAUAAAAGUACUGGCUCUAGUUUAAUAGUAAACAUUUCGGUUAUGUGUGCUUUUUCUUUCUUUUGUGCCAGUUGACUCUGAUCUUUUUCUUUUUUUGCUUUUCAUAUUCGAGUUUUGGCUGGUCUAAAACCUGGUUACAUCUUAGCAUAGAGAACUGUCAAGUUUAUGUGCCACUGAACAAAUAAAACAACCAUUGUAUGGUGUUUGUCUUGUCAGAGCAUUUGAUG